AUGAAUGAUACGUCAUCGAAUGAACAAGGAAGCUCGAAACAAGCCGAUGACCCAAAUGGCUCUGGUUUUGCGCCCGAAUCGUCAUCUAACAAUGAAACCUAUGAUUGCAACAUUUGUUUGGACACAGCCAAAGAUCCGGUGAUCACGAUGUGUGGGCAUCUUUUCUGUUGGCCCUGUCUCGUACAAUGGCUCGAUACUCGUCCUAACAAUCAAGUGUGCCCUGUUUGCAAGUCCGGCGUUCAAGCAGAUAAAGUGAUUCCAUUGUACGGACGAGGAGGAAACAACGUUGAUCCACGAACGAAAGUACCUCCACGUCCCAAAGGACAGCGAACAGAAGCACAGCAGGGAUUUCCCGGUUUUACCUUUGGCGACGGAGGCGGUGUUCAGUUUUCGCUGGGCAUUGGAGUUUUCCCGUUUGGUCUUUUUGCACAGUUUUUCAAUGGCGGAGGUUUCGAUCGUCGUCCCGAUCCACCUGAACCCGGUAGUCGACAAUACCAAGAGGAGCGCUUCCUCGACAAUGUCUUCAUGUAUUUGGGAAUUUUCUUCAUUCUUUGGUUACUUCUUGUU
This is a messenger RNA of Mesorhabditis belari, 567 nucleotides long. NCBI's taxonomy places the organism in Eukaryota, Metazoa, Nematoda, Chromadorea, Rhabditida, Rhabditidae. The record is from the annotation of a GenBank genome assembly.